AUGAGGCCGCUGUUUUACCGCUGCCACAACACCACGUCGGUGGAGAAGGGCAAUUCGGCGACGAUGGGCGGGGUGCUCUUCAGCACGGGCCUCGUGGGCAACCUGCUGGCCCUGGGACUCCUGGCGCGCUCCGGUCUGGGGUCGUGCCCGCCGCGCUCGCCGCGCCCGCCACCCUCCGUCUUCUACGUGCUGGUGUUCGGCCUGACGAUCACAGACCUCCUGGGCAAGUGCCUCGUGAGCCCCUUCGUGCUGUUCGCCUACGCGCAAAACCGGAGCCUGCGGGGGCUGGUGCCCGGAUCGGACAGCUCUCUGUGCCAAGCCUUCGCCUUCUUCAUGUCCUUCUUCGGGCUCGCCUCGACGCUGCAGCUGCUGGCAAUGGCCCUGGAGUGCUGGCUCUCCCUGGGGCACCCCUUCUUCCAUCGACGGCACCUCACCCCGCGCCGGGGCGCCAUGGUGGCGCCGGUAGUGGGCGCCUUCUGCCUCGCUUUCUGCGCGCUGCCCUUGGUGGGCUUUGGGAAGUUUGUGCAGUACUGCCCUGGCACCUGGUGCUUCUUUCAGAUGGUCCACGAGGAGCGCUCCCUGUCGGUGCUGAGCUACUCGGUGCUCUACGCCAGCCUCAUGCUGCUGCUGGUCCUCGCCAUCGUGCUGUGCAACCUGAGCGCCAUGCGCAACCUCUAUGCCAUGCACCUGAGGCUGCGGGGACUCCUGCGCUCUGGCCCCAGGGAACGCGCCGAGCCGGGCGCCGGCGAGAGGGAGGCGACCCCGCUGCACCUGGAGGAGCUGGAUCACCUCCUGCUGCUAGCCCUCAUGACGGCGCUCUUCACCAUGUGCUCCCUGCCUUUAAUUUAUCGUGCUUACUAUGGAGCGUUUAAAGCUGUUCCUGAGCAAAAUGGAACCACUGAAGAAAUUGAAGACCUCCGAGCCUUGCGCUUUCUCUCUGUGAUCUCAAUUGUGGACCCUUGGAUUUUCAUCAUUUUCAGAACAUCGGUGUUUCGAAUGUUUUUUCGCAAGAUUUUCAUAAGGCCUCUUAUGUAUAGAAAUUGGCACAGCAAUUCUUGCCAAACUAACAUGGAAUCCAGUCUAUAACUAUGUUACCCUCUCUCAUAAACUCAAGAAUACAUCACAUCUUCUGCAAAGAACCAUGAGCCACAAAAAAUCUUAUAAUUUAUAUCCUUAAAAGUAUGUUCCAUAACAAAAUAUCUAAAUGUAUUUUCAAAACUGUUUGUUCAUUCUUAACAAUGU
Messenger RNA from Budorcas taxicolor (takin), 1242 nucleotides. RefSeq names its product prostaglandin D2 receptor (gene PTGDR). The record is from RefSeq and is a predicted model, not a curated record. Gene Ontology annotation, cellular component: plasma membrane. Gene Ontology annotation, molecular function: prostaglandin D receptor activity. Gene Ontology annotation, biological process: positive regulation of cytosolic calcium ion concentration; inflammatory response; G protein-coupled receptor signaling pathway. NCBI's taxonomy places the organism in Eukaryota, Metazoa, Chordata, Mammalia, Artiodactyla, Bovidae. The transcript is spliced from 2 exons. The coding region runs from base 1 to 1086 and encodes 361 amino acids.